Molecule: messenger RNA, 5209 nt
Organism: Malurus melanocephalus (red-backed fairy wren)
Lineage: Eukaryota; Metazoa; Chordata; Aves; Passeriformes; Maluridae
Gene: CXCL12
Product: C-X-C motif chemokine ligand 12
Exons: 6
Coding region: 756-1268 (170 amino acids)
Biological process (GO): induction of positive chemotaxis; cell chemotaxis; axon guidance
Cellular component (GO): external side of plasma membrane; extracellular region
Molecular function (GO): CXCR chemokine receptor binding; chemokine activity
Source: RefSeq, a predicted model, not a curated record
UUCUCCCAGGAAGGUCUCAAGGAGUUUACUUGGAGUUUUAAGUGAGAAUAUGACCAGCAUGAGGCUCAUAUGGGCUCAAGRGGAUGGGGAUGAAGAAAUGAAGAGAUCUGCAUUUUCUGAUAAAAGCUGUGUCCCAUCUCCCACUGCUGCAGUAUCAUCAUGACACUCACUUAUCUCCUGGGAGUUUGGGUAAACUCAGAUCUCUGCCUGUUAUCAGUAUSAGUCCUUUAAAACACAUUCCAGAGCCUCCAUCAUCCCAGCUGGGGUUUGUGUGUCCUUGGAAACCCAUGCACUCUUCAGCUGACCUGUGUGCUUUCCACUUUGUCCCCAACUUGAGCAAAGUGUCUCUUUGUGACAGUCUGCAGCUGAUAAAGGAAAUACAAAGGCAGGAGGGCCUGCUGUGGCUUACUCUGCAGUGUCUGACUCUGAAAUCCCUGGGGGUCUGAAACAGGAACCACAGGCACCAYCUCAAGUCACCUCUCACCAGGAACCUCCAGCCUUUAGACAAAUCAGGCACUUUGAUCUCCGCUUUACUGAUGGGGAAACUGAGGAAGAGAGUGCUGCCUGUCCUGCCUCAUAACAUCUAGUCAUCAACAGUGUCAGAGUCAACCCCUGAGCCCUCUGCUUUAGCUGAUUGUCCRGGCCCCCUCUGGAGAUGCUCCAUGUGAGACGGUGCUCAAUCCUCSUGGGUGAGAUGCUGUGCCUGACACUCAGCUCCAAACACCUGCAUUUCACCUGAAACCAAGCAGCUGGGUAUGUCACCAAACCCAGAACACCCUGGUCCCAAGCAGACCCUGGCAGCGGGUGAGAGGAUGCAACUCACCAGGUUAGACAAGAACUCAUUGUGCCUUGGUCCAUCUUACAACACCGUCUUGUUCCUGCAACAAGCAGUGGAAUGUCAAACUGCUGCUGAUGGCAGAAGAGGGGAAAAAAAGAAACCCGUCAGCCUGACUUACCGAUGUCCCUGUCGAUUCUACGAGAGCAACGUGGCAAGAGCCAAUAUUAAGCACCUCAAAAUCCUCUCCACACCCAACUGCUCACUUCAGAUUGUUGCAAGGCUCAAGAGCAACAGCAAGCAAGUGUGCAUUGAUCCCAAGUUAAAGUGGAUCCAGGAAUAUCUGGAGAAAGCUUUAAACAAACCACGUCAUCGCACUCAUAAAAAAAAGCAACAGAAGAAACGGGGCCCACUCUGCCCUUCCCGUGCAACACCACUAAAGUCUCCAGGGAGAAAGAAUGGAGGUUCAAGAUGUAAGAGGCAAGCAUUGUAAGCCGUCURCAGGAUUUCUUACUGUAGGACCCAGAGAGCAGAUAACCAGUAUUAGGGAAUGAAUACAUUUCACUGCUAACAUGCAGCACAAAGCAACGCUUCACGCAUUUCCAAAGGUUUUUUUCUCGGUUAUUUUUGGUGGGGUUUUUUUUGUUCGGGUUUUAUUUUUUUUUCCCCUUGCACAAAUUGGCUUGCUUUCACAGUGCUAUUUUUAUAUAGCAAGAUGUCACUAUUUGAGAAAAAGAUGAAUUUAUACAGGUCGGUUUAUUACCUAGCACUGGGGGCAGAUACCAAUUUAAACUAACCCUGUGUUAUUAUAUAAUGUUUUAUUUCCUUUGUUAUGUAGAGGUCCUGCUUUAUUUAACUUUCUUUUGGUUCAUGCAAGUCUCCUGGAGUUUUAACCUAGAAGGACAUGAACUGUACAGUGCAAUGAUGUUGUGUGAGUGAUGAUGGAACUCCUUGCCUCCAGAAGUCACAGAGGCCAAGAACAUAGGAAGCCAAACAGCAUCAGACUGAUGAACAUUACCCUGAGUGGCAUUUGCAGGUAUUUUGGGUGAGUGAUUACACUCAGGGCUACAGGGCCCUUCUCUGAAAAUCAGAAACCUUGCUGCCAGCUGUGAGCAGCUGGAUCAAUGCACAUCUGRCAUUGCAAAGUGGUAAUACUUGGUUUGUAGUAGUUGUGUUAGAAGUCACAGCACCAUUCUGAUGUCACCUGGCAUUUCCUAUGUUCCUGUGCUUCUGAUGACAAAUUUAGCCAAAAAGGGAUGAGUUGUUAAAGCUCUGACCACACGAUCACGUUGCAAGUUGCUGGAGGAGCCAGAUACGCUGCCAUGCACCAGGUAUCUGUUCCAGCCAUCCCCAGGAGGUGCCUUCAGCUCCCCUGGCCGCCUGUGCACUGAAAUAGGCUGAGAUGCACUCACCCUUCACCAACGAUGCUGUAGCUCAGCUACUGAACAGUCACACCUGCCUGGGGGCAGUCACAUCCCUGGAGAUACCCAGAGGAGGAUGUCUGGCCAAAUCUUGGAGAAGAGAGAUGUCUGGGGCAAGAGAGGGUCUGUGCACUUUGUGGAAGAAGAGUUGUUUCUCGGGUGUAGAAAUGAAGGCCAACACUCACAGUUCAUCAUGGCCUUGUUUGCUGGUGAGMAGGACAGCCUCUGGAAUUCCCUUUGCAAAAUACAGCCUGGGACAAGCACCACUCCUUGCACUGAUCCCCUCUCUAAGCCAGAAGUUCCUUUCUCUGGAUUCCUUCCUGUGUGCACAAUAUCUGCUGCGUGGUAUGGAGAGACAACUGCGGCACUGCAAUCAUCAUGUCAUGCUUUGCACUGAGGAAUUUCUGGGGGGAAGCACAUUUGUGCAGCACAAUGCUUGUGUUUGUAUGUGUCUGUGUUUGUAUUGUAAACAAAAAAUGUUGUAAGAUUGUGUUUUUUGAGCUGGUUGCUUCAAGAGAAAUGUUCCCUCUUCCCUGCAGCCUGUGUCAGGAGCACUGAGAGGGGUGUUACACACUCCUUUUUGUGGUAGGCAUUUUUUAGUGCCAAAGAGGCACUUUGGCUAUCCAGGGACUACAUUAUUUCCAUGUGGAUUCAGGUAAAAAUCUUGUAUUUUCCUCUCUGCAAAACAGGGCUAUUGCAGGGAGUCCUUCAGCUGGGACCACAUCACCUCAUUUGCUUUAAAGCAGAAACAAACUGCUGUGCCUAAAAUAUCUGUGUUUGUGAUUUUGACAUUCCUUCUCUUUUAUCAUUAYCAGCCUGGUGCUUUAAGUAUAUUGUGUCUCCGUUUUGAAAGGUCUGGUACCACUGUACUUGAUGAGAAUUGGAGUUUUGAUGUAAUAUUAGUAGGAUCAGAUCCUCUCCUGAAAAGAUAAAGAAAGAAAGAAUUUUUAUGAGAAAACCAGAGUUUCUUCCAUCUUCCCUGGACUGUAUUUUACAUCCUARGGUCCAUCCCCUGUCCCACACCUGCACCUGCAUUUGCCUGUGGUGUGCCAGAGGCAGACAUGUGAGUGUCCAAGCCAAGAAUGAUGCAGAAAAAGUCACCCAGGAAAGCUUCUUCACACUCAGUUCCUAUCAAUGGACAGCCUGAGGUCUGAUUGAUUCCUGUUGCAGUAAAUGGAGAAUUAAAUAAUCCUCUGAUCUGAUGCAGCAGCAUACCUUGCUCAGGAUGAAAAGGGGCCGUGAUUGUUUUGUUUCCAGAGGAAACCUUGGUGAGGAGGUGGGGUGGGCAGAUGUGACUGUACGGCCUUGCCAGUGCUCUGCUGCAGUCCUUGUUAGCAGGGAGUGCAUCUGGGGUCAGCAGCAGCAGGGACAGGUCCCUGGGAAUGUGUCACAGCCCGGGCAAACACUGCUGUGACAGGAGCACUGAGGUGGGCAGUGCUGGAGCACCCAGCCAAACCCGGGGAGAUGGCUCUGGACAGUGCAGGUGCUGCAGGAAAGGGCAUCUCCUGUCAUCCCUCUCUCCUGGGGGCACACCAGUGAGUGCUGCAGGGUAGGCUGUGCUGAAGGAAGGGCAUUUGUUCCUGGGGAAAUGCAGGAUGAGCAGCAGGAAGAAAUUGCACUGCAUGCAAGGCUGGGGAACAUUUACAACUCAGGGUUUGUCUGGGUGCUAUGCCCCAACCCACAGUGCCUGUGCCCUGACACCUCUGUGCUGGUGACACUUCACUCCUCCUGUAGAUGGGACACUCGGGGCAUGGGGCUGCUCUUGGGGCCAGCACYGUGCCCCUCCCUCACCUGGCAAGGUUGAGCACAGUGUGAAUGCAGAGAUGGCACAGACCUGGCCAGAGACUUCAGUGAGAACCUGUAAAAAGCUUUCUCUUGCUUUGCACCAAAAUUCAACCUUGAGUGGGAACUUUGCUGUUUGGCUGACAUUAUCUGCAGGAUGCACUGAGGAGAGCAGGCAUGGCCUUGGCAGCAGAGGAAUCGAUCCCUGGGCUGGCUGCCCCAGUGCCCCACGUGUUUGUCCCAUUCACACCACGGCCAGAACAGUGAGAGGCAGCACUGGCAGCACCUCAGCUGGGGAGGGCACUUGGCUUUCCUUUCUGCCUUUGAGUGUUGACCAAAGACAGAGUCAGGGAAAGGAAGCGUGAGGAAAUGGGAGAGGGUAGGGACCACAUGUGAGGAGGAGGGAAAAGGGUAACACUGAACAGUGCUGAAAAAGCAGCUUCCAUAAAUGUGAAAUCAUCAUGUGGGUAUUUUCAACGUGCAGCUGUCRAAUCCCAAGGUUGGGUUAUUUUGUAAGAGUUGAUGGUAUUUAUUGCUGAGUCCAUUUUUUAUUUAUACUAGCUUUAUACUUUUAUGUAUGAAUAUCUUAUCUGCAUUCUGCCUGAGGAAGAAUGAAGGGUGACUUUGAUGUGUUUUUGAUUAGGGUGUUUGAGCGAAGGUGACUGUUGAUUUUGCAAGAAAGCUUUUUUCAAAGUUAAAUAUACACAUUUUGUUUAAAAUGCAGUUCCUAUACAAGAUUUUGUUGCCAUUUUCCCUUUAUAAGCCCCUAGAAGGUUAUUCUUUUCCGUGGCAACUUGUUUUGGGUGAUGUGAUUUAUAGUAGUCAAGGUUUUUUGUGAAUUCAUCACAUAAAAUCUGGUUAUUUUUUCUUUAUCAACAUCCCACCAAGAUAAUCCUUGUCUGAAAACAUGAACCUUUGGUGGCCACAGAGAAGAAAACAUGUAUCAUGAUAAAAGGACUGCAUGAACCUCCCAUCUGCCACUCCUUAAGAACUCUGUGUUGUCAGAAUGUGGUAAAUACUGUACUUUAUAUUUUUAUUAAGUAAAAAGAAGUAUCUUCCCAAAUAAUGUGAAAAGGGUUUUGUAUUUGUGUUCCUGUAAGGCAGCUUUUAUGGAGGAGUUAUAUUAUGCUUUUGAAAUUACUCCUUUCAUAGAAAAUUUUGAAAAUAAACACUUUUAUACUGUUGUAAUUUCUCACAUAAAUGUGUAUGCACUUAAAAUUUUCUUAAUAAA